Messenger RNA from Clonostachys rhizophaga, 600 nucleotides. The record is from the annotation of a GenBank genome assembly. Lineage: Eukaryota; Fungi; Ascomycota; Sordariomycetes; Hypocreales; Bionectriaceae.
AUGAGCCUCACAUACGGAGUCGGCGGCCUCGGGUCCUUUGUGACCAUUGUUGGAGCUUAUAUGCUCUUCACUGGCAGCGGCGAGGAUUUCAAUGUCGGCGCGUUUUUGGAGUCGGUAUCGCCCUAUACCUGGGCUAGCAUGGGUAUCGCCCUGUGUAUUGGCUUCUCGGUUGUUGGAGCCGCAUGGGGAAUUUUCAUCACCGGAUCGUCCAUUCUCGGUGGUGGUGUCAAAGCCCCUCGUAUCCGAACCAAGAACUUGAUUUCCAUCAUCUUCUGCGAAGUCGUCGCCAUCUACGGUGUCAUCAUGGCCAUUGUCUUUUCCGCCCAGGUUAACAGCGCGACCGGCGCUGCGCUUUACGAAGCCGACUCAUACUAUACUGGUUUUGCUCUGUUUUGGUCUGGAAUCACCGUCGGUCUUUGCAACCUGAUUUGCGGUGUCGCUGUUGGUAUCAAUGGCAGCGGCGCAGCACUCGCAGAUGCUGCUGACCCGUCUCUCUUUGUCAAGAUCCUCGUCAUUGAGAUUUUCUCCUCCAUCCUGGGUCUGUUUGGACUAAUCAUCGGUCUUCUCGUCUCAGGUAAGACUACAGGAUUCGGCAAAUAA